This is a messenger RNA of Moneuplotes crassus, 1037 nucleotides long. NCBI's taxonomy places the organism in Eukaryota, Ciliophora, Spirotrichea, Euplotida, Euplotidae. The record is from the annotation of a GenBank genome assembly.
AGAAGAAAUUGUAUAAAAUUGAGGUAGGAUUCCAGAGAUGCAUCAACGAAUUUGUUGUUAAAUCUACUGACCGGGAAGAACUCCAAUCUCCAGCAAAGGAUACAAGCAGAACAGUGAGCUCCCACCUCAGAGAUAAUGAAGGGGUUCAAGGAUUAGAGAAAUCAUUAAUUUUGCCAAAAGUCUCUCAUGGAGUUCUCCCCAAGAGACAUUUUCAACAGAAGAGAUUUAAUGGAGACCAAAGUCUUCCUGAAACUGUAUAAAAAGUGAAGAGAAAAAGAAAAAUCUUCAACUUGCUAGAAUGUUUCAAAGUGGCACAAAAAGACAUACGCCAAAUAAAAAAUCUGGAAAAUCUAAGUUAAGCAAAAGAAUGAGGUUGCUCAAAAAUGUAAAUAUGAUGCAAAACAAGAAACAAACGCAAAGUAUUAAUGUAAACACUACAAGAAGGUCGAUGAUCGUUAACUUAGCUCUGAGUCAGCAUUUUCUCAAUGUAAAUGAGAAAGAGAGCGAUGAGGUGUCUAUUUCUAGCCCUAGGAAAAUGUUCAAGCUCGACACAUCAAAAUUACUUCAAAAGCGAUUAUCAAAUAGGCGAGUAAAGUCGGUAGUAAAAGCAAAAGAUUGGCUUGAAAAGGCAAAAAUGUAUAACAUCUUUUCAAAAGUUUCGGCUGCUGUGAAGAAAAAUGAGCCUUUGGAGCUCGACACUAUUGGAAUUAACAAUACCCCAUAUGUAGAAAUAUUAAAACAAAAGGAACAUUCUACAAAGUUUGGGAGAGCAUCACCAAGAUCUACAGUAAAGAACCAUGCUUGCCUUUACAGCAUCUCCCUAGAGCAUGAACAAAAUCUUUCAAGAGCACUAGUCUCACAAAAUAAAGAAAAAGCUAUAUACAAAGAAAUUAGAAACAGUCUUAUAGACUUAGAUACCAACAACAAUAAACACGAUGAAAGAAGAUCAAAGAGUAAAGAACACCUGCUAAAAUCACUCAAAAGACUGAUUAAAAACGAUAGAACCCACAACAGAAGAUACCUCAACUACUAAGCCC